Molecule: messenger RNA, 1919 nt
Organism: Ziziphus jujuba (common jujube)
Lineage: Eukaryota; Viridiplantae; Streptophyta; Magnoliopsida; Rosales; Rhamnaceae
Product: protein NRT1/ PTR FAMILY 5.10
Biological process (GO): transmembrane transport; dipeptide transport
Cellular component (GO): membrane
Molecular function (GO): dipeptide transmembrane transporter activity; tripeptide transmembrane transporter activity
Source: RefSeq, a predicted model, not a curated record
CAAUUCUAGAGGUCAUAAAAUCAUUAAUAACCCAUUACAGAUUGCACCGCAACUUCAUAUUUAAGCAAAAAGGUUUUCACUGGUUUUUUGAUCAACUUCAUCUCAUCUCAAUGGCCGUUUCCGAAACCGCCCUGUUAGACAACACUGUUCCGGAUGUCGUUGACUACAAAGGCCGUGUGGUUAUAAGAUACAAAUCUGGUGGUUGGAGGUCCUCGGGUUUUAUCAUAGGUGUGGAGGUUGCAGAGAGGUUCGCGUACUAUGGGAUUAGCUUGAACCUCAUAAGCUUUCUGACCGGACCGAUGGGACAAUCAACGGCUACAGCAGCGGAGAACGUGAAUGCAUGGUCGGGAACGGCGUCAUUGCUGCCUCUGCUGGGAGGCUUUGUGGCUGAUUCUUUUCUUGGGCGCUUUCGGACCAUUGUGUUGGCUUCUCUUCUCUAUGUCCUGGGACUAUGUUUAUUGACACUAUCGGCUCUAUUACUAGCCUCUUACGGCGAUUCUUUCCACCAUUCCAAAAGCAUAUCAACUAGUCAUUCUCCAUUUCAAAUGGUAUUGUUCUUCUUCUCUCUCUAUCUAGUGGCAGUUGCGCAAGGUGGUCAUAAACCUUGCGUUCAGGCUUUCGGAGCCGAUCAGUUUGAUGGAGAAGAUCCAGUAGAGUCCAAAGCCAAAAGCUCAUUCUUCAAUUGGUGGUAUUUUGGUGUAUGUGCAGGAGCAUUAUCAACAAAUUUGAUUGUAAGCUACAUACAAGAGAAUGUCAGUUGGGUUAUAGGUUUUGGAAUUCCUUGCAUUGUGAUGGUCAUUGCUUUGAUAGUUUUCUUGCUUGGGACUACAACUUAUAGGUAUACCAACAUAAUACCAGAAAAGGAAAGUCCAUUUGUGAGGAUUGGUAGGGUCUUUAUAGCAGCAAUUAGGAAUUGGAGAACGGCCCCAUCACUGGCUUUAACAACUGAUCAGGAGGAAUCUAAUGGAGUAGAACUCUUCAAUCACCAAAGUUCUGAGCAAUUCAAGUUUCUAAACAAAGCCUUGCUUGUACCAAAUGGUUCCAAGGAAGAAGGGAAGAAGUACUGUAGUAUUUCUGAGGUUGAAGAAGCAAAAGCUGUACUUAGACUUGUUCCAAUAUGGGGAACAUGCUUGGCUUAUGCUAUUGUGUUUGCACAGACUUCAACUUUGUUUACCAAGCAAGGGGCUUCAAUGAAAAGAACAAUUGUACCUGGACUUGACUUACCGGCUGCUUCACUUCAGUCUUUCAUUGGCAUUGCCAUUGUUCUUUCCAUUCCAAUUUAUGAUCGAAUUCUUGUCCCGAUCACGAGGAUGUUCACAAGAAAACCAUCUGGUAUCACAAUGCUACAAAGAAUAGGAACUGGAAUGAUUUUAUCUGCUCUAUCCAUGGUAGUUGCAGCUGUUGUUGAAAUGAAGAGGCUCAAAAUUGCUAAAGAAUAUGAUCUCAUUGAUAAGAAGCGUGACAUUCCGAUGAGCGUAUGGUGGUUGACUCCCCAGUAUAUAUUGAUUGGAAUGGCAGAUGUUUUCACUAUGGUUGGUCUGCAAGAGUUUUUCUAUAAUCAAGUACCAAAUGAGCUAAGGAGCAUAGGGCUUGCUCUUUACCAUAGUAUUUUUGGAGUGGGAAGCUUUAUAAGCAGCUUUCUUAUCUCAACCAUUGAUAAAGCAACUGGUGGGGUUGGUCAUGAUAGUUGGUUUUCUAGUAAUCUAAAUAGAGGACACCUUGAUUACUUCUAUUGGCUACUUGCUGUGCUGAGUGCGAUUGGAUUUGCUGCCUAUUUGUAUUUUGCAAGAUCUUAUAUUUAUAAAGCAUGAGGAUUCAAUCUAGGAGCCCUCCAUUUUUUUUAUUACACUGUGUGUGAAAAUGUUUAAUUCUAUAGAAUAGUCGAAAGUGCAUAAUUCAAUUGAUAACAGGGAAAGUUA